Messenger RNA from Pocillopora verrucosa, 1752 nucleotides. NCBI's taxonomy places the organism in Eukaryota, Metazoa, Cnidaria, Anthozoa, Scleractinia, Pocilloporidae. The record is from RefSeq and is a predicted model, not a curated record.
AUGGCGGUUGGACGUUUUUCUUGGAGUUCCGUCACUUUAUAUGCUUUUCUGGUUCAGUUUCGCUUUUACUGUUGCUUCUUCGAUGUCGAAGCCUUCGGAAAAGCCAAUGAAAUGCGUAGUGAUGCUUCGGAGUGUGCCAUGGAUUGGCGAAAGGAUUUUUUCUACCCGACUCUGGCUACAUUUCCUCCACGUGGUACGUAUCAUCGCUCCCACGGUAGAAGGUUCUUCUCAACUCGGGUUUCUCUGUAUCCCAACUCAGUCAGCACCUUUAAUUUGAUAAGGCUCUCAACUAGUGGUGACAUUAAUCCUAAUCCUGGUCCCCCACUUAACAGCCCUAAGUGCCCAAUUUGCGAGAGAGCUGUCGCCAAAACUCACCGUGCAAUAGAAUGCGAUAUCUGUCUCCGUUGGUGCCACAUAAAGUGUGGAAGAGUUAACCCAAGUGAAUACAACAAACUUCAACUCCUCGAUCAUUUCUUCUGGAACUGCCCUUUCUGUGAACUGAGGGCUCUUCCCUUUGCCGAUGCCAGUUCUUUUGACUUAAACCUUGACGAUGACGUGGUGUCUGAACCUGACGAAGAUGUUUUCACUACGUUAAAGACUACGAUGGGCAACAACAAGAACUUAAAGAUUGGACACAUAAAUAUCAAUGGUCUUACUAAUAAAUUGUCUGAAAUUCAAUUCCUAUUAAAAGAGGUUGAAUUCGACAUCCUGGGCGUUACUGAGACCCACCUGACCGUAGACCUAUCAAAUGAAUUAAUAAGAAUAUAUGGUUAUAACACGGUGAGAAGAGAUAGAUCAAAUGGCUUGAAAGGUGGCGGCGUGGUAAUAUAUUAUCGCGAUAAUUUGAACAUUUCUGAAAACCUAAAGUGGGACAUUCAUCAGGACUUGGAGGCUGUAUGGAUUAACAUUACCAUAAGAUCACAGUCUACUUUACUUGGCUGCCUAUACCGACCACCUAAAUCAAUCACGUUUUAUGAUGACUUACAUGACCUGCUUAAUAAAAUAUGGAUCAAGAGGAAGAAUGUCAUAUUAUUAGGUGAUUUUAACUGUAAUCUCUUAGCUAAUACGGCAGAUACAGAUCAAGAUGCGCCAUAUGACUGUAAUAGAAUGAAAAGAAUUCUUAGGCGUUUUGGUUACGUUAACGUCAUUGAAUCACCAACGCGCAUCACAGCUAACUCUAAGUCACUUAUCGACCUCAUUAUUGUUAGUCCUAAUUUGCAUGCAUCAAAUGUCUUAGCUGGUUCUAUUGACCUGGGCAUUUCAGACCAUCAUCUUAUAUUUGCUGCCUUUUCUACAAGGAGGAGUAAUUCAAAGCCUAAGCUUAUUACAGUAAGGAACUAUAAGGAUAUGGAUAAUGAAAAAUUCCAGAGGUCCUUAGAGGAAGCUCCAUGGCAUAUUGUGUCUGCUGUAGAGGAUGUUGAGGACAGUGUUUACUUAUGGGAAACCAUGUUUAAAGACAUUAUAGAGUCCAACAUCAAACGAAGGAAUGUGAAGGUCAGACACAAGUCACUUCCCUGGAUCAAUACCGAAAUCAGAAAGGCUAUGAAUCAAAGGUAUAAGUGUUUAAAAGCUGCUCAAGGUAAACCCCAUGAUAAUCCUCAGUGGGACAUCUAUAGAGCUAAAAGAAACGCUGUUAGAAGUAUGCUCAGAAAAGCUGAGGCCUCUUACUGGAUUGGGCUAUUUAAAGAAUCUUCUUCACCUAAAGAUUUCUGGAGAAUAUCUAAUCGUAUACUUGAAUUACUCCCACUAUAG